AUACAGAAUCCUUUUAGUUCACAUAUGAUCAAUUUCAAUGUAUUUCACAGUGUAUUAAAAUCCUCAGUGAUGAGUAGCCAGCAAUGACUUUGUGAAUAGAGCUCCACACGAAACACUGUGUCACCGUGACAUCCGUUCUGCUGACGACCCGAUAACUUAUUGAUCCCAUCAUGCACUCUGCUGCUGCCCUCUCAGCCGACCCGAUAACUUAUUGAUCCCAUCAUGCACUCUGCUGCUGCCCUCUCAGCCGACCCGAUAACUUAUUGAUCCCAUCAUGCACUCUGCUGCUGCAGCCUCCGUGCGUGUGAGCGCCCCGUCCUUCUACUGUCCUCUUCAUCGCCUCCCUUCGGCCUCCUUUCACCCCUCCUCCCUCUCUCUCUCUCUCUCUCUCGCCCCAUACAUUCAGCCCGGCGUCGGUGUCGUGCUCGUCUGGACGCAGAGAGAUUUCUGAACGCGUUUUGUAACGUCCUGCUGCGGCAAGACAUCAGAUGACGUGUUUUCUUACAGAGGUGAUGGUUUGAGUUGGAUUUCUAAAAGGAGGCGCGGGUACAGAGGAGUCAGGAGAAGGGAUGAGGAGUGGAGAUCCUCAGGGGAGUCCAUCCGGGCCGCCAAAGAGCUCCAGGCCGCCGCCGUCCUCGGUCAGAGGGGGGGGCGCAGCGCCUCAGCGAGAGGAGCCCCGUCCUUCUGCUGCGGGCUUCUUCCUGUCGUGAACAUGCGAGAUUCCAACAUGGCGACGGACGCCGUCACGGGGGACCGGCGCGACCGGCUCGCCCUCUUCUGCGACGAGGACGCCGCGCUGCAGCGUCUGCGCGGCGUCCUCCACCCGGAGGGCUGCGGGACGUCUUCGGGGGACGGAGGCCCGAACACCAACGACCCCAACGGGAACCAACGGGAACGUGUCAUCAGAGACAAUCUGAACAUCCUCAAAGGUCCCUCCUGCGCCCCGGGGGGGGCGCCCGAGAGGGACGCCAACGCAAGGAAGAGGAAGAGCGUGUCCUUCGAGGACGACGUCAUCGUCUACCUGUUUGACCAGGAGAGUCCCACCUCGGAGCUCGGAGCACCUCCGCCGGAGGGGGGGUUUGAAGACACCGGCUUGGAGUGGGAAGACGACUUCUCAGCUCUGGAGAAGCAGCAGGCCUCGACCCCGGCGGCGCCCCCCCGCCGAGCUGCCCCGCCCCGCCGCUUCUCCCUGUCCCAAACCUGCCUGUUCCUCACCCAUGUCAGCGAGUCAGACCUUGAGCUCUGAGAUAAAGACUUGUUUACACACACACACACACACACACACACACUGGGCUUAUUUUCACGACACGCUGGUGGUCAAGCGCUGCCCC
Pungitius pungitius (ninespine stickleback) is the source of this 1331-nucleotide messenger RNA. RefSeq names its product serine/threonine-protein kinase LMTK2-like. Lineage: Eukaryota; Metazoa; Chordata; Actinopteri; Perciformes; Gasterosteidae. Bases 713 to 1246 code for a protein of 177 amino acids. Gene Ontology annotation, molecular function: protein kinase activity. The transcript is spliced from 4 exons. Gene Ontology annotation, biological process: protein phosphorylation. The record is from RefSeq and is a predicted model, not a curated record.